This is a messenger RNA of Verticillium alfalfae VaMs.102, 2238 nucleotides long. RefSeq lists its product as hypothetical. Gene Ontology annotation, biological process: protein phosphorylation. Bases 1 to 2238 code for a protein of 745 amino acids. Gene Ontology annotation, molecular function: protein kinase activity; ATP binding. The transcript has a single exon. NCBI's taxonomy places the organism in Eukaryota, Fungi, Ascomycota, Sordariomycetes, Glomerellales, Plectosphaerellaceae. The record is from RefSeq and is a predicted model, not a curated record.
AUGGAAGAAGAACUAGCAAGUCUGCGACAGCAACUUCGGGAAGAACAACGCCGACGCGAAGAAGAGCAACGGCGACGCGAAGAAGCCGAGGGUCGUAUUUUGGAGGAGCAACGGCGACGCGAAGAAGAGCAACGGCGACGCGAAGAGGCUGAAGAGCUUGCGAGACCGCUGGCACUUGAGAAGUAUCUGGAGGCUUGUCACUCGCUCAAUCAUGCGAUUCAGGUGGUGACCGACCGUUCAUUGACCACUCAAGGCGACACCACGAACCCCACCGGUCGGAUUUUCCCUAGCCGAAUCAUCCCCUGGGACGACUUCGCGACGAAACAAGAGGAGACCUGGGAUCAACUCUCUGCCGGCCAGUCGUUCGCCUCCCACUCCGCAUUCCCAUCCCGUCAUCAGCUGGAAUACGUCAGGUCCUUGCUCAAGCCCAUUAGCAGUGAGAUUGGGCUCCGGGACUUUGAACGUGAUGUUGUCGAAAAUGCUGUUCAGAAACUGGUUGACGAGGCAUACAGGGAUCCCCGACUGCGAACCGCUCUCAGUCUCCAGGGAACCGUGACCUUCGAGAGCCAUACGAAUCUUGGGCGGACCGACGACCCCAUCUCUGCGCCUAUGGAGCACAUGUCCAUUGGCGAAGGUCACGCUGCUGCCGCAGCUUCGGCCCCGAGACCGCCGGCUCCUAAGCCCCGUCGUAGGGCGAGGGGAAAAGGCAACCGGGCGGACCAAUUCUGCAUAUACAGGACUUCGGACGGUCGAAACAUCCCCGCCCUCGCGAUCGAGUACAAGGCACCGCACAAGCUGAGCACCGACGAGGUUGUGACGGGCCUGGAGUCGGAGAUCCAGCCGGCACGAGACGUGAUCAACAAGGACGGCGAGGGCUUCUCGUUUGCAUCGAGGUCGCUCGCCGCCGCCGUCAUCACUCAGCUCUUCUCCUACAUGAUCGGCAAGGGCAUUCAGUACGGAUACGUAUGCACGGGGGAGACGUUCAUCUUCCUCUACAUUCCGGACGAUCCCACGAUUGUCUACUACUCCGUAUGUGUGCCGAACGUGGACGUCCUGGAUGACGACGAGAAUAGGCUCCACCGCACGGCCGCUGCGCAGGUCUUCGCCUUCAUUCUCCGGGCCCUCUGCGCGACACCGCCCCCUCUGUCCUGGCACGACGCGGCCGCCGGCCUAGAUACCUGGGCGGUGGAGUACGACGAUGUGCUGAGGAAUAUCCCCGAAACGAUGCGCAAGGACAAGGGGCCUCGCGCGUCUCCUUACAAACCCCAGCGGUGGCGUGGCUUCAAGCGGUCGCCCAUUCAAACCCGUUCUCGUUGCCAGCCACCGCAUGAACUCAUCGACGGUCGAGGCGAUGACGAUGACGAAGAAGCUCCUCCUUCCCCCACUCCGAAGCGACCGAGCCGUUCCAAGGAUAAGGCGACCAUGUUGUCCGCAGGGGCAGACUCGGGCAGUAAACGAAAGCAACCCAGCGGAGGAAACCGGCAGCACGGCCAAAUGACGCAACAGAAAAUACAGGACCGACCGUUCUGCACCCAACGAUGCCUGCUGGGAUUAGCGUCCGAUGGCCCGAUGGACGAGAGCUGCCCCAAUUUUGGGGAUCACGGAUCCCAACAUAUCAGCCGACUAGAGUUUCUUCGUCUCAUCCGUGCUCAGCUGGCCAAAGACCGUGGCCCCGAUGCGGACUGCAUUCCCCUCUACAUGUCGGGGUCAGUCGGGUCGCUCUUCAAGGUGCGACUUUCGUCCCACGGCUACACGCUCGUUGCCAAAGGCGUGGAGGGUCUCGAUCUUGUCUUGCUGCGGCACGAGAACGACAUGUAUGAUCGAGUCAGGGCCAUCCAGGGAAAGCACGUCCCGGUAUGCCUCGGCAGGAUAGAGCUGAUCCUCCCGUAUUACUAUGACAGCGGUGUUUUUGAGCACUUCCUGUUCCUCAGUUGGGCCGGGCGACCUGUGUUCGAGUGCUGCGACCAAACCGGCAGACAAGCAGUCGUCGACGCGGUCACUGCAGCCUUUACGGAGAUACACAAGUUGAAAGUUCUCCAUCGCGACGGAAAACCUCGCAACGUUUUAUAUGAUGCGGGCAGUAGCCAGAUCAUGAUCGUAGAUUUCGAGCGGGCGGAGCUUCGCAACCGUCAACCUCUCGGCCCGAUCAGCCUGAAUGGCCAGCCUCGCAAGAGGAAGCGAAAGGCAGUGAAGACGAACGGAAGCGAUCCUUCGCGAUGGAGUUGCGAUCCGUGGUAG